UCAUCUACAUCUUCCCAAUGUACCCUGCCCAAUUUCCACCUGCCUUUCUCUCCCUCAAUCAAUCAAUUCUCCCCGUUCCCUCACGCUUUUCGAGAGCUUCAAUGUCAGAUCACAACCCCAAAGAGCCUAACAUCAACACCCUCAGCAUCGAUCUAACAGAGCUCAUCCUCUCUUCCCUCCCUAUCCCUUCCCUCCUCCGAGCUUCCUCCGUUUGUAAUCUCUGGCGCUCUCUCAUUUCCUCCCCUUCUUUCACUUCCCCUUCCCUUUCCUCCCCUUGGUUCUUCCUCUUCGGUCUCCACAACACUUCUUCUAGAAACAACCAGUCUUUUGCCUUCGACCCUUUAUCCAAUUCCUGGUUUCUUCUCCCUUCCCUCCAUGAUGAUUCCUCUUCCUCUUCCUUUUUGGGUUCCAGUGGCUUCCUUUUCACCACCACACCUAAAUUCAGCUACACCCCACUUCUCAAAUCGUCUUGGCGUUUAACCUCGUCGUUGAAGUACUCCAGGGUUAAUCCUCUUCUGGGUGUAUUCCAUGACGGUUCAUCCGGUGUCCACCGCGGCUUUAAAUUCAUCGUCGUCGGUGGGGUCAGGUUUAUCGGUGGCUUGGUCGAUAUUGAAGAUAGGUUGGCUGUUGAAAUCUACGACCCGAAUCACGAUUCUUGGGAGCUUUGCCCUGCUUUGCCGGCCGAUUUCAGGUCCAGGAACUCCAGCCAGUCCCUUUCAUCGGAUUUGCUCAAAGGCAAAUUCUAUGUCUUUGGGAUCUACUCUGGCUUUGUUUCCUCUUUCGAUAUGCGAAACCACGUUUGGAGCGAAGUUCAAAGUCUGAGGCCACCUGGGAUCAUUUUUUCCUUCAUGAUUUCGUGCAACGACAUGCUUGUUUUGGCCGGGAUGUGCAAUGCGCCGCGUGGGCCGUCGUUUAAUAUAUGGAGAAUCGAUGAAAGAACGAUGGAACUGAGUGAGAUCUACCUCAUGCCUCAGAGCCUGUUGUACAGUUUAGUGGAUGAUGAGGAAGAUGACAAGUUUGCGAGCUUGAAAUGCGUGGGGAUGAGUAAUCUUAUAUAUGUUUUCAAUGAAGAGUAUCACCAAAAGUACCAUGCUUGUCUCUGUGAAAUCAGUGCUGAUAAUGGGAAGUGCAGUUGGAGGAGGGUGCCUCAGUUGCCAUUAGCCGUUAACAAGUUUUCAUAAAGUCAUUAGCUUUUGUUCAACUGUUUCUUUGACUCAUAUUUUUCACUGA
Molecule: messenger RNA, 1230 nt
Organism: Hibiscus syriacus
Lineage: Eukaryota; Viridiplantae; Streptophyta; Magnoliopsida; Malvales; Malvaceae
Product: F-box/kelch-repeat protein At3g24760-like
Exons: 1
Coding region: 18-1181 (387 amino acids)
Biological process (GO): SCF-dependent proteasomal ubiquitin-dependent protein catabolic process
Molecular function (GO): protein binding; ubiquitin-protein transferase activity
Source: RefSeq, a predicted model, not a curated record